AAGCAGCCGGAGAUUAAAAAAACAAAGUAAGCAGGAAGUUCUCCACUGUAGUAAACGCAGUGGACGUCACUUGGACGAUUAUAGAUUUUUUUGUAGCGUUUUAUGAACUUUUUUUUUUUUUUCUUGUCGGAGCGCUGUGGAACAUCCAACAUGUCGAAUAUGGACAAGCAGCUGUUUAACCUAAAGUUCGCUGCAAAGGAGCUGUCUCGAAAUUCCAAGAGAUGCGACAAAGAAGAAAAGGCAGAAAAGCUGAAGGUUAAGAAGGCUAUUCAGAAAGGAAACACAGAGGUUGCUAGGAUACACGCUGAAAAUGCCAUCCGGCAAAAGAACCAGUCCAUCAACUUCCUGCGUAUGAGUGCGCGAGUGGACGCGGUGGCAGCGAGGGUGCAGACGGCAGUGACCAUGAACAAGGUAACUAAAUCGAUGGCAGGAGUUGUUAAGUCCAUGGAUUCCGCACUGAAGAGCAUGAACCUUGAAAAGAUCUCAGCCCUGAUGGAUAAGUUUGAGCGGCAGUUUGAAACGCUAGAUGUACAGACUGCGCACAUGGAGGACACUAUGAGCAGCACUACAACACUGACAACACCACAGAAUCAAGUGGACACACUUAUGCAGGAAUUGGCAGAUGAAGCCGGGUUGGACUUGAACAUGGAACUUCCCCAGGGCCAGACUGGUUCAGUUGGUACUAGUGUAGCUUCAGCAGAACAGGUAAGCAUAUAAUGGUUGUUGA
This is a messenger RNA of Polyodon spathula (Mississippi paddlefish), 727 nucleotides long. Its product is annotated as charged multivesicular body protein 1b-like. The record is from RefSeq and is a predicted model, not a curated record. The coding region runs from base 103 to 717 and encodes 204 amino acids. Gene Ontology annotation, cellular component: ESCRT III complex; multivesicular body. Gene Ontology annotation, biological process: late endosome to vacuole transport; protein transport; endosome transport via multivesicular body sorting pathway. The transcript has 7 exons. Lineage: Eukaryota; Metazoa; Chordata; Actinopteri; Acipenseriformes; Polyodontidae.